This is a messenger RNA of Arthroderma uncinatum, 726 nucleotides long. Its product is annotated as eukaryotic translation initiation factor 4E-1. The record is from RefSeq and is a predicted model, not a curated record. Gene Ontology annotation, molecular function: translation initiation factor activity; RNA 7-methylguanosine cap binding. Gene Ontology annotation, cellular component: eukaryotic translation initiation factor 4F complex; cytoplasm. Gene Ontology annotation, biological process: translational initiation. Lineage: Eukaryota; Fungi; Ascomycota; Eurotiomycetes; Onygenales; Arthrodermataceae. The transcript has 3 exons. The coding region runs from base 1 to 726 and encodes 241 amino acids.
AUGGCGACGGAAAAUGGAACCAAGCCUGAGCAGGCCGUGAGCAACGAGAACUCUACCCCAGACGGAGCAGAGGGCCAGAACAAGGAUGAACAGAUCACCGUCUUCCAUGACCCUGUUAACUUCAACGUUAAGCACCCUCUCAUGAACGAAUGGACUCUGUGGUUCACAAAGCCUCCAAGUGGCAAGGGCGACAACUGGAAUGACCUUCUUAAAGAAGUUGUCACUUUCAACUCCGUCGAAGAGUUCUGGGGCAUCUAUAAUAACAUCGCGCCUACCUCUCAGCUAGGCCUAAAGUCAGACUACCAUCUGUUUAAGAAGGGUGUCAGACCAGAAUGGGAGGACCAACAGAACAAACAUGGCGGCAAAUGGUCGUACUCGUUUAAAUUCACCAAGGACAGAAACCAAGUUCCAAUCGAUGAGCUCUGGCUUCAUGCCCAACUUACAGUUAUCGGAGAAACAUUGGAAAACGAUGGUGACAAUGAAGUCAUGGGUGUUGUGGUCAACGUACGCAAGGCCUUUUACAGAAUCGGUCUAUGGACCAGAACUGUCGGAAAGGCGACCAACGACGGACGUACGUCAGAGCAGGGACAGAAGGUUCUUUUGGCUAUUGGUAAACGGUUCAAGGAAGUUCUUAAGUUGAAGGAGAAUGAGCUUCUCGAAUUUUCGGGUCACACCGAGAGUGCCAAUGCGGGAAGCACCCGUGCUAGAGCCAAAUAUACGGUCUGA